Entamoeba invadens IP1 is the source of this 1356-nucleotide messenger RNA. Its product is annotated as seryl-tRNA synthetase, putative. The coding region runs from base 1 to 1356 and encodes 451 amino acids. The transcript has a single exon. Gene Ontology annotation, biological process: seryl-tRNA aminoacylation. The record is from RefSeq and is a predicted model, not a curated record. Gene Ontology annotation, molecular function: ATP binding; tRNA binding; serine-tRNA ligase activity. NCBI's taxonomy places the organism in Eukaryota, Evosea, Mastigamoebida, Endamoebidae. Gene Ontology annotation, cellular component: cytosol.
AUGGGACUUGACAUCAACUUGUUCAGAACACAGCCCGACGUCAUUAAAGCGUCACAAAAGAAAAGAAACGCUUCAGUAGAAGUCGUCGACGAGGUACUUGCCUUAGACGCCGACUGGAAGAAAAAGGGCUUUGAGCUCGACCAGACUCGAAAAGAGUUAGGAAAGGAACAGAAAGAGCUUGGGAUGCUCUACAAAAACAAAGAAAAUCCUCCCACACAAGAGACCAUUGACAAGUUCAAUGCCAACAAGAAGAACGCGGAAGCCAAAAUUGCUCAACUUGAAAAGGAAGUUGCCGACAUUAAAAAACAAGUUGAUGCCAAAAUCAAGUCUGUUGGUAAUAUAGUCCCCGACUCCGUCCCUGUCGAAGUUGAUGAGAAGUUCAACAGAGUCGAGAAGAAAUACGGAGAGUGCAAUGCUAAGCCACUCCACCAUCACGAAUUGAUCCACAUGAUUGGUGGUGCUGAUACCGAACGAGCUGUCAAAGUAGCUGGACACCGAGGGUAUUAUCUUAAGGGUUGGGGGUUCAAGUUGAAUCAAGCUUUGAUCAACUACGCCACUCAAUUUUUGGAGGCUCGUGGAUUCACUCCAAUCCAGACACCAUUUUUCAUGAGAAGAGAAUUAAUGGCAAGAACAGCGCAAUUAUCCGAUUUCGAUGAUACCUUGUAUCACGUCGGAACCGGUAAAGAAAACGUCGACCCGGAUGACCAGAAGUAUUUGAUCGCGACUUCGGAACAACCAUUGACUGCUUUACAUGCCGGAGAAUGGUUGUUGCCAAAGCAGAUGCCAAUUAGAUACAUGGGGUUCUCCACUAACUUCAGAAAGGAAGCUGGUGCUCAUGGUAAAGACACUUGGGGUAUCUUCAGAGUCCACCAGUUUGAGAAGGUCGAGCAGUUCUGUAUGACCAUGCCAGACAAGUCAUGGGAUAUGCAAGAAGAGAUGAUUAAGAAUUCGUGCGACUUCUAUGAGAGCUUGAAGAUCCCAUACAGAGUCGUUAACAUCGUUUCUGGCGCUUUGAACAACUCGGCCGCAAAGAAGUAUGACUUGGAGGGUUACUUCCCAGGUUUCAAUGAGUACAGAGAACUCGUCUCAUGCUCCAACUGCACUGAUUAUCAGAGCAGAGAGCUCGACGUCAGAUUGCAGAUGGACAAGAAAGGAAAGGAUAAGGUUUACGUCCACAUGCUCAACUCUACUCUUUGCGCUACUGAACGUGCACUUUGCUGUGUACUUGAGAACUAUCAGACUGAAGAUGGAAUCAUCAUCCCAGAGGUUCUUAGACCAUUCUGUGGUGGUGUUGAAAAAAUCCCAUUCGUUGCUCCAAAGCCAGUGUGGACCAAAGAAGACAAGAAAAAGAAAUAA